Molecule: messenger RNA, 5455 nt
Organism: Rana temporaria (common frog)
Lineage: Eukaryota; Metazoa; Chordata; Amphibia; Anura; Ranidae
Product: guanylate cyclase soluble subunit beta-2-like
Exons: 16
Coding region: 2573-4858 (761 amino acids)
Biological process (GO): cGMP biosynthetic process; response to oxygen levels
Cellular component (GO): guanylate cyclase complex, soluble
Molecular function (GO): guanylate cyclase activity; heme binding
Source: RefSeq, a predicted model, not a curated record
UAGGAGGUGUAUUUUUCCCCUGAUCUUACACAUGGGAGGUGUGCUUUUUUCCUGAUCUUACACAUGGGAGGUGUGCUUUUUUCCUGAUCUUACACAUGGGAGAUGUGCUUUUUUCCUGAUCUUACACAUGGGAGGUGUGCUUUUUUCCUGAUCUUACACAUGGGAGGUGUGCUUUUUUCCUGAUCUUACACAUGGGAGGUGUGCUUUUUUCCUGAUCUUACACAUGGGAGGUGUGCUUUUUUCCUGAUCUUACACAUGGGAGGUGUGCUUUUUUCCUGAUCUUACACAUGGGAGGUGUGCUUUUUUCCUGAUCUUACACAUGGGAGGUGUGCUUUUUUCCUGAUCUUACACAUGGGGGGUGUGCUUUUUUCCUGAUCUUACACAUGGGAGGUGUGCUUUUUUCCUGAUCUUACACAUGGGAGGUGUGCUUUUUUCCUGAUCUUACACAUGGGAGGUGUGCUUUUUUUCUGAUCUUACACAUGGGGGUGUGCUUUUUUCCUGAUCUUACACAUGGGAGGUGUGCUUUUUUCCUGAUCUUACACAUAGGAGGUGUGCUUUUUUCCUGAUCUUACACAUGGGAGGUGUGCGUUUUUCCUGAUCUUACACAUGGGAGGUGUGCUUUUUUCCUGAUCUUACACAUGGGAGGUGUGCUUUUUUCCUGAUCUUACACAUGGGAGAUGUGCUUUUUUCCUGAUCUUACACAUAGGAGGUGUGCUUUUUUCCUGAUCUUACACAUGGGAGGUGUGCUUUUUUCCUGAUCUUACACAUGGGAGGUGUGCUUUUUUCCUGAUCUUACACAUGGGAGGUGUGCUUUUUUCCUGAUCUUACACAUGGGAGAUGUGCUUUUUUCCUGAUCUUACACAUGGGAGGUGUGCUUUUUUCCUGAUCUUACACAUGGGAGGUGUGCUUUUUUCCUGAUCUUACACAUGGGGGGUGUGCUUUUUUCCUGAUCUUACACAUGGGAGGUGUGCUUUUUUCCUGAUCUUACACAUGGGAGGUGUGCUUUUUUCCUGAUCUUACACAUGGGAGGUGUGCUUUUUUUCUGAUCUUACACAUGGGGGUGUGCUUUUUUCCUGAUCUUACACAUGGGAGGUGUGCUUUUUUCCUGAUCUUACACAUAGGAGGUGUGCUUUUUUCCUGAUCUUACACAUGGGAGGUGUGCGUUUUUCCUGAUCUUAUACAUGGGAGGUGUGCUUUUUUCCUGAUCUUACACAUGGGGGGUGUUCUUUUUUCCUGAUCUUACACAUGGGAGGUGUUCUUUUUUCCUGAUCUUACACAUAGGGGGUGUGCUUUUUUCCUGAUCUUACACAUAGGAGGUGUGCUUUUUCCUGAUCUUAUACAAGCACAGCUAUUACAACCACGCUGAGCUGGAAAGGUCACAUAGAGGAACCUGUAUUAUGGUGAAUUCUGUAGAUCUUUUACCUAAAUGAAUGCCAACAUGCUAUUGCUGCCUAUGGAAGCUAUUAUGAAGACAGAUUGCUCUAGCUGGCACAUCAGUUAUUUGUCCUGUGAUGGCAAUAGUUACUAAAUUGAGUUCUAUGCUAGAAAAAUGAUCAAUUCUAAUUAAACUUGCUAGUAGGAAAUGUGAGACCAAUAGAGUGUUAGUGGUCAUAAGAUGGGCUCAGUGGGUGACAUCUAUUGCCCUACAAUUGGAAAUGCUGAAGAGUCGCACAUAACCUAAAUGUGUCUCAGUCCCUCAAUGUCAUGCAUGGUGUAGGGAAUUGUUAGAAACAGCAGGAGCACGGAUUAUGUAUUGUGUGUUUUUUUUCUUAGCACGUUGUAUUCCAUCUGAUAACUAGUAAUCACUUGGCAUAUCUAUACAAGCCUGCACGGCUGUGUAUCACAAUUACUACUGCGCCUCGGCUCUCCUAGAAAUAAAUGAUUAUUAGUGCCUGUGUGAUUACAAUUGCCAGUGAAAGGAGACUGGGAGAAUACAUUAUUAUCCGUGUGUCAAAGCUCUCCAGCAGACUGUGACUUGCAUAAAUGCCUUGGAAUUGAAUGAGGAGCAGAACCCGUGAAGGGGAUCAGGAGGUGUCUGCAGACACAACGACUCAGGAUGGAAUCAGCACCAUGAGCCAUGGACAGCAGCCCCGGCAAUCAGGACAAGCAUUGCCACCGACUCACUGCAUUGCCUCCCAAGGAUCCCCACCAAUGCUAAUCGCUUUAGAAGGUCGCACCAAAUUCCAUCUCUACCAUUAGGAGACCCCCCAACUCUCUACAACCUAGUGGAUCUCAUUACCAUAUGACCUCUGGGAUGUUACCUGAUUGUGGAACUUUCAUCUGAAUUGCAUUUGACAAUACUCUUCAUUUUGCUUCAUAUCAGAGGAAACCAAAUCGUGCAUGCUUGGCAGAACCCAUUCUCACCCGGAUUAUGACAACAGCAGGCACCAUCAUCAGCCUUGCCAGUGUGUCGGAGUGUCUUCUGUAUACUUUCAAUGGAAAUGGUAUUCUGUGUAUCUGAUGAGAACUUUAUGGCAAGAAGACUCCAAAGAUUUGUUUAACUGGAGGGAUCAGUCGUUUGGAAUUUUCAGGAUUAGCACUGGGCAAUAGCAAAAGAAAUAAGACCCCCAAAAUGUAUGGAUUCAUUAACACCUGCUUGAAGUCAUUGGUGAUUGAGAAAUAUGGUGAAGAAACAUGGGACUUAUUAAGAAUAAAAACUGGAGUUCAGGACACCUUCAUGACGUACGAGGUUUACAAGGACGACAUAACAUUGCAGUUGGUGGAAAAAGCCUGCCAGAUCCUGGAUAUUUCUCCGGAGGCUGUACUGCAACAGUUUGGAGAGUAUUUCUUUGAGUUCUGCAAAAGGUCAGGAUAUGAUCACAUGCUGAGAACUCUGGGUGGAAAUCUAUAUGAAUUUAUUGCUAACCUGGACGCCUUACACAGCUAUCUAUCACUUUCCUACCAGGCCAUGAAUGCUCCUUCCUUUAGGGUAGAGAUGAAUGAUGAUGGAUCAAUGCAUUUACACUAUUAUUCAGACAGAAGAGGCCUAUGCCAUAUUGUUCCAGGUAUCAUGGGUGCUGUAGCAAUGGAUUUUUUUAAAACGGAAAUUUCUAUGGAAAUAAUUAGUCAGUCUGAUGAAGAAGAGAGAACUGGGAAAAAAGAACACAUUGUUUUCCUUGUCACUCAGCGGUCAACUGUUCCACCAAAAUGUAGGCAAAGUUCUCAACCGAAGAAACAGGUCAAUCCACAAAACAUUGAAAAUGCAUUUAACAAACUGAGAGACAGAGCGAACCAAGUGUCUGUGUGUCCUGUUAAAAAGAAGAAUCACUGGGGAACCAUACGAGGAAUUGUCCAGUUUGGAAGAGGUAAAAUGCUGAGAGGGUUUACUCCAGUGUAUCCAAAGAGUCUCUGGGUUGAUAUUAAAACAUUUUGUAAUGUACUCCCCUUUCAUAUAGUUUUUGAUGAAGAGCUGAGAGUGAAGCAGGCUGGGGUGAGCAUACAGAGGAUUGUUCCUGGUCUACAGACUAUGGACAUUCGGGUGGAUGACUAUUUCAGCACAGUACACCCCGAGGUCACGCUGACCAUUGUUAAUGUUAGAAAGUUCAUUAACAGUCAAUUUGUGUUAAGAACAAAAAGAGAGAUGAUGCCAGAGUCGUGGAGACAGCGUCCAAUGCUGGAAUUGAGAGGUCAGAUGAUAUGGAUGGAGUCUCUGGAAUGCAUGUUGUAUUUGUGCUCUCCUCUAUUACGUAACUUGCAUGAACUGGAAGAGAGACAGAUGCACAUCUCAGACAUAGCACCACAUGAUGUCACACGGGAUCUCAUUUUGCUAAAUCAGCAAAGGCUGGCUGAGAUGGAAUUAUCGAACCAGCUUGAGAGGAAAAAGGAAGAACUGAGGAUAUUGUCCAAACACCUAGAGGAAGAAAAGAAGAAGACUGAAGCUCUCCUCUAUGCCAUGCUUCCAAAACAUGUGGCCAACCAGCUAAAGGAGGGGAAGAGAGUGGAGGCUGGUGAAUUCAAGGACUGCACAAUAUUAUUUAGUGAUGUGGUGACAUUUACCAACAUUUGUUCUCAAUGUGAACCCAUCCAGAUUGUGGCCAUGCUGAAUUCCAUGUAUCUCCGCUUUGAUAGACUAACAACAAUUCAUGAUGUAUAUAAGGUUGAAACCAUAGGAGAUGCUUACAUGGUAGUGGGUGGUGUGCCCGUGCCUGUUUCUACUCAUGCAGAAAGAGUAGCAAACUUUGCCCUAGGAAUGAUCCUUAUGGCCAGAGAAGUAAAGAAUCCAGUCACAGGAAAUCCUAUUCAGAUAAGAGUUGGCCUACACACUGGUCCAGUGCUGGCUGGAGUGGUAGGUGAAAAGAUGCCCCGAUAUUGCUUGUUUGGUGAUACAGUAAACACAGCUUCACGGAUGGAGAGUCAUGGUGUUCCUAAUAAAAUUCACCUCAGCCCAGAGGCCUAUAGAUGUCUUAAAGAUAAAGCAUUUGAAAUAUUAGCACGGGGAGAAAUCGAAGUAAAAGGCAAAGGGAAAAUGUGCACAUAUUUCCUGAUGAGAAACAGUUCAGCACAGGAAAAUGAAAUUUUAGGUAGACCUGGGAAGGAGAUUGACUCAGCCAGGGAAUCCUCCCAGGUUGUGCACGAUGAGCUCAACAAGGGGAGCUUACAAAUGGCUUGUCCUCAAGUUACACAGGAUGAAUUCACCCAGAACUCAUGUCCUGCAAUACCAAUGAACUAUGAUGACAGUCCAGUUUUAAGUAAUAAGGAAGUGCACAAAGAUCUCACAGGCAGAGUGUAUAAUGAAAGAAGUAAUGGGAGUCUCUGCAAUGUCCACCGAGUAGAAGACAGUCAAGUCAAUAAAGUAUCAAGAGAAAAACAGGAAUCCCAGAGUGAUCAUAUCAGAUCCCACUUUUGUGUGAUUCUGUAAUUGUAUUUAUAUGUACCGUGUUAACCAACACAGAAUGUAUUUUGUAUGUUACAUACCAUUCCCACAGUCUCAUAUUCCCAUAUUUUGCUCAAGGUUAUUAUUUUAGGCGAACUGCAGUAAUAUAUUUUAAAGGUGAACUUCAGGAAAACAAUUUAAAGCUGAAUUAAACCUCUGCAGAAAAGUAAAACAAAUGGGCCCUCAGGAGAUUUAUUCUGUAAUGUACUAGUAAGCACAGCAUAUUAGCACAUUAUAGCAGAUUUACUUGCCAAGCAAUCCCCUCCAGUGUACUCUCAGGUUUCAUGGGUGCUUCCAUUUUCUCCUAGUUGUACUUCCAGGUUUGGACUCUUCAGCCACUUGAUUGGUCGGGAAACAAUCACGUUACUCUCACAGAUGCACACAGUCACAGUCACAUCCUUACAGCAAAGAGCGGUGCAGUAAAUGUACGCUGAGCUGAGCAUGCAUGGUUCAGUGUACAUAAAUGCUGACAGACAGAGGGAAGGGUUUAUGACAGAAGAGACAUCCUGUCAUAAAUAUCAGACCUGUCAAUUUUUUUUUCCUUUUUGAAGGUUUAAUUCUGCUUUAAUACACAGAAAAAGU